AUGGCGAAUCACAACACAGACGCCCCCAAGGGCAGAAAAGGCCUGCCUUUCCUGAAGAAUCCCAUGUCGACGCUUCUUGCGAGGAGGAAGACGAGCCAGAAUGCCCCCGACUUGACGCCCCUGCCGCUAGGAGGAACCAGGGCGGGCGAAUUGACCUACGAUCCCCGCAUCCGAGGCACACGUGUUCACGACUUCAGUGCUCCCCGGCCGAGACGCAGCCUCCCGAACAACGACGGCCCGAGCCCCGCUACAGCCCCGACACCUGUGUCGAGUUCACAACAGCCUGUAGCUGAAGAGAAGCUGGACCUAGGCUUGACGUCGUCGAGGGAAAGCACGGCACCCGCUCAAGCCCAGGCCUUCCAGCAUGGGAGGAACACGAGCAGCGCUUCCGACUCUGGCCGCUCGGGCUCGGUCAGCGUCAUCUCACAACCGCUGCCUGAGUCUGGCAGCGGGUCGGUGAAGACAAGAAGUAGUCUCAAUCUGGAGUCCAAACCUCUUCCUGAGGUCCCGCUCAAAGACGACUCUGCUCCCUCCUCCAGUUCUGCCUCCAUAAUCUCGAAGAAACCAUCCGUUGGUGCCGUGUCGGUCCUGUCCAAGAAAGCACCCUCUACAAGAGCAGUUCCGUCAAGGCAUGUCUCCAUGUCCGGCCAAGAUAUUCUAUCUUCGGUGCCCCGUCACAUGAAGAGUACGUCCUCUAGGUUCAGUUUCGAUAUGGUGGGCGCCGCAAAGCAAGAGAAGCUUCUCGAAGAACGCCAUCGUCAACGCGAGCUGGAAAGGAAGAUAUCCGACCCCGAGCCGAGCCAGAACCGCGAUUCCAGGUUCGACGACUUUGACGAAGACUUUGACUACGAUGCGAUGAUGGACGAUGACGGAUUCGAAGAGCCGAUCCCCAUGAGCAACGAUUUUGGAGACGACUACGGGUACGAGGAGGACUUUGAUGCUGGAGGCACAGAUCCUUUGGGUGUAGAUGCCGAUGAGGACUUUGAUGCCGCUGGGGCCGAUCCCCUAGGACUUGAUGCGGUCCUAGAGGUUGAGGUUGAGGCUGAAGAAGACGACCCUGACAACGACCAGGAGAACUUUGCUGGCUUUGUCUUUCAGCGAUCGAAUCCUCCGUCGGCAUUGGCCAGCCCACACAGUGCUGCUUGGGCUUCGACGCCGAGAGAUGCUGAUGGUAAGGUGAUUGGCUUCGCCUAUUCGGGAACGCCAAAUAUAGACCAAGCCUUAUCGCCUGGUCUGCCCUCGGACGAAACUGCGUCACCAACGACAAAAGAACCGGUUGCUAGACUUGCCAUUGAAGGCGUGCACAUUGCCAGCCCGCAGCCGCAGGACGAACCAUUGCACGAGCAGACCCAGCAACCAUUGUCUACUUCUCCCGCACCACCCAAAAAAGACGAUCUCUAUUUUGACAACGGUCUUCUGGACGAACUGGAAUUCGCUGGAGAAGGCGAUGGUUCCCACUUUGACGAGUCCAUCUUUGACCUGGAUGACACUGAUCGAUAUGGGCGGCCCAUUCCUGGCGCUUUUGCCGCUGCUCAAGCCGCUCGAGCUGCUGCUCAAGCCGCCAUCGCCGCCCCUGAAAAGAGCACCCAAGAAGGCGGCGCUCAGGACAAUGGCACUCAAAACACUCAUACCCAAGAUGCCGCUGUCCCGGAGAGCAGCAAGAGGAUUUCUGACAGCACAUCGCGGCUUUCUGCCCAAUCGAAUAUCUCUGGGUCAACAGCUGACACUUCCUUGAGCGUUGGGAUGCCUGCCCCCACUGUCGAAGAAUCGAAGCGGGAUAGCGAAGUCUUGACCCAGGGCCAAGAAUCCUCAGCUAUGACGUCGAGUUUCUCAACGACAGGACAGGACAAGGUGGAUGCCUACCAAACCGCGUUGGCUGCUGCAGCGUUCGAGGCUGCCGCCAACGGCCGAUUUAGGCGAGAUUCUUCACCACCUCCAAGCGAGCUUAUGUCGCCCGGCGGUGAGUCCUCACAUAGCCUGCCUCAUGAGGACAACGUCUAUGACGACUACGAUGAGGGUGGGUUCCGCGAAGACCUUGACGACUAUGAUGUUGACUACGACGACUUCAUUGCGGAGGCAAACGCUAGUGCCCUUGCCAACGACUCGGAUGGUUGGUAUGGUCAGGAGUUUGGUUUCUACUCCGCGCCCAUUGAAGGAGGACGUCACAGCAGAGAUAGUUCGAACGGAUCGGACGAGAAGCCUUUUGAAUACGCCAACGGCGGCUUCUUUGGGCCGUCGGGCGUGUCUCGAAGCAAAUCUGGCAGGAUAGUAUCGCGCGAGCCCAACCUCACGCCGAUCACGGAACGAUCCGAAUACUCCAACCGUAACUCGAUUAUGAGCCUCGCCGUUCCUCCUCUUGGGUCUGGUCCAUCAAGCCUCCAGAGCCCAGGUCUGGCCCAACUUGCCAUGAUGGCCGAUGGCGAAGAUAAUAUGAGUCUGUCGGCGCUCAUGAGACUUCGGUCUAGGGCGUGGGGUGGAUCGCAGGCCAGUUUGGUCUCGAGUCGCGAGGGCUCACCCAGAUCCGAAAGGGGUGAAGGAGGAAGCUCGCCCUGGGGUCCAGGACCCAGCAACAAUAUCAUGGACAUCCAUGGCCAUGCUCGCAAGAACUCGUCCUUCUCAAUUCGCAGCCGCGACAUGGACUCUUCGGAUGCGGGCAGUGCGUCCGGCUCUCCUACCUUGACCAUGUCCAUGCCGACUAUCGCAUCUCCCCCUCCUCCACUUCCGCCACUGAACCAAAGCCCUUCAGUAGUGAUGAACUCGCCUCACUUCACGCACAGCGCCGCGUUCGACCCGGUGCCGGAGACUGACGAGAUUGAUGAAAUGUCCAUCUCCAACAGCAUUUCUCACUCGGGCUUGUGGAUGAAGAGUCCGGACACUGCCAUGCAUCCGAACUUGGUGCCUCGGACCGAUCCCACCCCUCAACGGAGACCUGGUAUGGGUCACAAGCACAAGGGGUCCGCGGACAGCAUUUCGUACAUCAAAGAAGAGGAGGAGGGCGGCGAGACAAGAUGGGUGCUGGAGAGGCGCUUCACCGCCGACAGCGGGGAGGUUGAAGUGCAAAGAGAGAUUGUAGGAAAGGGCCAUAUCUAG
Messenger RNA from Colletotrichum spaethianum, 3090 nucleotides. RefSeq lists its product as uncharacterized. Lineage: Eukaryota; Fungi; Ascomycota; Sordariomycetes; Glomerellales; Glomerellaceae. The record is from RefSeq and is a predicted model, not a curated record. The coding region runs from base 1 to 3090 and encodes 1029 amino acids. The transcript has a single exon.